AUGCCUCUUUUUAAGAACCUGCGCAGUCGCUCCCGUUCUAGUUUCCGAAGCACAUCGCGAUCAACAGAAAAGUCCAGCGGAACAUCCAACGGGACCCAGUCCAAUGGCGAUGUGACCUCCGGAAAGUCCUCCUCGACCACGGACUCGGCGUCGUAUAGUUCUGUCACGCCGCCGUCGUCCAUUAAGCCUAAUAUGUCCACCCAUAAUCUACCGUCGCUCAAUGGCUCCAAUGGCAGCUCGAACGGCACGAGCUCUCCCCUCACUGUGCCCCAGCAGCGCCCACCUCCCUCGGGGUCUCCGUCCCAGCGGAAUAGCUACUUUGGUGGUAGCUCCCUAUCCGUCAACGGUGCCGCCCGGUCGUCGCCGGGGCCGUCGUCGCCCUAUGGACCCAGGAUUCUCUCAAUAACAGACAAUGCGUGGGUUAACCAAAAGAUCCUGUUAAUAUAUGGCCAAAUCGGGGACCCAAGGCAACAUCCGCUGGACGGUAGUAUAGUGGUUAACCAUCACCAAGAUAGCUUUCCCCAGGUCUCCUGGCCCGUCAAUUCGUCCCAUUUCAAAGCCCUCGUGCAUCUUGUUCCGGGUCCGAAUCGUCUCCGUCUUGACUUUGUCUCAACCAAGUCAUCGUCUGGCAACCUCCAUCAUGCUACUCAUUCCUCUUGGAUCAACAUCAACUACCUCCCGUUGACUAACUCGCCGCCGCUACACCUCGUGAUACUGCUCGGAAAGGAUUCAAAAGGGACGUUUGAUGCCGUGCCGGAAAAGGCGAAUCGCGAGGGUAAUGAUAUAGAAACUGCGAUCAAGAAGUACCGAAUGGCUGCAUACCUUUGGCAGGCAUUCACCGGUGAACAGAUGUUCCGCAACAAUCUUGGACGACGGUGCUUCCGUUUUGAGGAGGAAUGGCAGCCGGGCACCGUCAGUAAUCGAGAUGCAGCGAGUGGGCAAAUGCGAAACGAGGCGAAAAUUCAUAUUGUUCGGACCGAAAAGACUGUCGCAGAGCUCCGGGACCUGCAGCUUGCCCAGCAAUAUGGCCCGGCUACGAGGAAGGAUGAGCUUUUCCGCAUCGCCCAAGAGGCCGUGAAGAAACAUUUCCACCUAAAGCCGGGCCAGAAACAGUACGUCUCCGUCUUACUCCUAGACUCCCAUUGGGAUACAGAGUCGCAAACCAUUACCGGGCAUGCCGCCUUGGGCUCGAGCAAUGGCGACCUGAAAAUGGCAAUGUUCGGGUCUCACUGUCUUCAGAGUUAUCCGUCCUGUCUAGAGGAGGUGGUUGAUGCAUUCUCCGACUGCACCCGAACAAACACAGAUUACGUCGCCAACGAUUGCGGGCAGGCUGGUUCUAGCUGGGAAUCUGCAAAUAUUGGUAUCGGCGCCCAUCUUCACGAAGUCGGCCACCUUUUCGGCUGCCCUCAUCAGGAAUCGGGCGUCAUGCUCAGAGACUACGUCCGCCUUAACCGCUCCUUCGUGACUCGAGAGCCAUUCUCGACCCGAACAAAGACACAGGGCCUGCAUCCAUGCCUGCCACAGGACGAAUGCACAUGGCAUCGUCUGGAUACUUUGCGCUUCCGGUUCCACCCUUGCUUCCGUCUUCCUAAUGAUGCUCCUAUGAGCUCAGACGACAGCGUUCAAGUCUGGCCUGUGGAAAACGGCAGGAUCCUGCUGACUGCGACCACUGGGAUUGCGUUUAUUGAACUGUACGGUGAAGGCGACCAGGUGUGCCAUCAUUUCCUUGAGUAUCUCAACACAGAAUCGACCAGCAAUGGGCUUCCGAAACAAGUCACAGUGACUGAGAGUGAGCUGCGGCAACGAGUGUUCGGUACCGACAAAGAAAAGAAGAAACAGGUCAAAAUCUCUAUAUUUUCCGGUACUCUCGGUUCGUUUACCGUCGAGUCCAUCAGCAGCUUGAAGUCCAAAAACUCCCAGGUGAAGCUGCCCAAGGGCGUCGGUUAUCGAGGAUGUAAACUGGGGAUCUCUCAAUUAGCCGAAAGCCAACCGGAGCAGCUUCUCCUGGACUGUGCUUUCCAAUAUAAGAAACUCCUAACUUCCAUUAGAGUCUAUCAUAAUGGCAAGCUGCAUGGGAUGGAAUUCUUGUAUGAGGAUGCGACGAGCCAAUUGUUUGGGAACCGGGACGGAAUGUCCGACGAUUUUGUGCUAGACACGCGACGCGGAGAAAUACUCCUAGGCUUUUAUGUCCGAGCAGGACACUGGAUCGACGGUAUUGAGAUAUUGACCAGCUUAGGCAGAAAAUCUGGGCUCUUUGGCAAUGCCAGCGGAGGCUCAGGGUACAACUUAAUUCCUCCCUUGGGCUAUAAGAUUGCCGGUCUUACAGGAAGCUGCGGAGCUUGGAUCGAUGGUCUCUCCCUCAUAAUCAUGCACUGA
Messenger RNA from Aspergillus nidulans FGSC A4, 2376 nucleotides. Its product is annotated as zinc metalloproteinase family protein. The record is from RefSeq and is a predicted model, not a curated record. The transcript is spliced from 5 exons. NCBI's taxonomy places the organism in Eukaryota, Fungi, Ascomycota, Eurotiomycetes, Eurotiales, Aspergillaceae. Gene Ontology annotation, molecular function: carbohydrate binding. The coding region runs from base 1 to 2376 and encodes 791 amino acids.